Molecule: messenger RNA, 5274 nt
Organism: Closterium sp. NIES-65
Lineage: Eukaryota; Viridiplantae; Streptophyta; Zygnematophyceae; Desmidiales; Closteriaceae
Source: the annotation of a GenBank genome assembly
AUGGCCACCCCCAGUGUCCUGUCUUUUGACGCUGAGGGUCGCGCCAUUGACUUUCCACUCUGGAUUGAGGACCUGCAGCUGUACUUACUGUGCGAUGCGAUCGAUGAGGUUUCUCUCUUUGACUUUGUCUCUGGAGCUGUCCCUGCCCCUCCUGCUGAUGCUGACCCUACUGUUCACUCCAAAAGGGCCACACGCGAUGCUGGUGCACGUCUUGCUGUGCGUCGCCACCUCCCUUCCUCCGAGCGUGCCCACUUUAGUCAGUGCAAGACCGCUCAGGCCUUGUACGACGCUGUAGUUACACGCUACUCCUCCCCUUCCUCCGCUACGCUGAGCCGCCUCAUGCUACCGUUUCUCUUCCUUGACCUCGCUGCCUUUCCCACUGUCGCUGACCUCGUUACCCACCUCCGCGCUAGUGACGCUCGCUACCGCGCUGCCCUUCCUGCUGAGUUCCGCGCCGCAAACCCUCCUCCCAUGUACAUCACUCUUUACUUUCUCGUCACCCGUCUCCCUGAGUCCCUUCGUGUCGUUAGGGACCAGUUUCUCUCUGUCUGUCCCACCACCCUCACUGUCGACCUCCUUGAGGAGUCCCUGCUAGCGGCUGAGAAGAGCAUCGUCGCUGUAGGGGCCUCUCGGGGUGACCCUCGCACCCCCAUCUUUGAGGGGUGUUCUCCUUCCCCCCUGCUGCCCUCUGUCGCCUCUGCCGCUGCGGCCGACCUCGCUGGUUUUGAGUCGGUCGGUGCGGCGUCUGCCCCCAGCGGUAGACGCCGCUCUGGCAAGGGCAAAGGGGGCAAGGGAGCGGGUGGAGCUAGAGGGGGCAGUGGCGGAGGAGGUGGGGGUGGCGGAGGGAAUGGGGGUGGCGGUGGAGGUGGUGGCGGGAGUGGAGGUACUGGUGGAGGCGGUGGAGGCGGAGGUGGCGGCGGAGGCGGUGGCGGAGGAGGCGGGGGCGAGGGCACCGGUGGGGGCGGUGGCGGUGGAGACGGGGGUGGCGUUGGAGGCGGGAGUGGCGGUGGCGGCGGAGGUCGGAGUGGCUCGUCCCAGCGGAGCAGCUCUGGGGGUGGCCAGCGCCAGCAGCAGCAGCAGCAGCAGCGCUCUCGCACCAGGUGUGGAGGCACCCACGCAGCCCGCCGCUGCUUUGGCCGCCUGACCGACGCUUGGCGUCAGCAGUUUCCGGAGGCCGCUGAGAUCCCCCGCUGGGGGGAGCUGUCUAGGGCUGGUGUAGCCAUUUAUGAUCUUGACUUUGAUGCUAUUCUUUCUGCUAUGUAUGCUGUGACUGGUAGUGAUGAGGAUGACUGUUACCGGUGUUUCCCGCCCGACCCGGGCAUUGGUACUGCUGCGUCAGGUGCUAGUGAGGCUGCUGCAUUAGGUGCCAGUGCGUCUGUGCUCUCAGGUACUGGUGAGUUUGCCCUCUCAGGUACUGUGUCGGCUUCGGCCUCUCACACCUUCACCCUUGACUCUGGAGCGUCUCGCUCCUUCUUUCGGGACCGCACCACUCUCACGCCGCUGAGUCGGCCGGUUGCGGUGUCCCUGGCUGACCCCUCUGGGGGGCCUGUCCUGUCUCGCUUCUCCACGGUCCUUCCGUGUCCGGCGGCCCCCUCUGGCACCCUGUCUGGUCUCUACCUCCCCUCGUUCUUGACGAACCUGGUGAGUGGUGCUGACCUACAGGAUGCGGGUGUCCACCAGUUCACUCCUGCUCGUCAGCGAGUGACCCACUGCACGGAGGCUAGCACGGGACGCCACCUGGCUACGUUUACACGUCGGCCAGGGUCGAGCCUGUACACACUGACCACUGCUUCUCCUCCAGGUGCUGAGUCUGGUAGGGUCCCUUCGUCUGGUCAGGUGUUUGCCGCAGCGUCCAGGUCUGUUCGUCGUCUGUCUCACGAGACCCUCCUCAGGCACCACCGCCUUGGCCACCCCUCUCUGCUUCGCCUCAGAGGCAUGGCCUCCCGUCUUCUUGUGUCUGGUCUCCCUCGGUCUCUACCUCCCCUUCCUCAGGGCCCUGGCCCUGCCUGUGUCCCCUGUGUCGAGGGGCGCCAGCGUGCUGCCCCUCACUCCUCCCAGUUUCCUCCGACAGAGGCCCCGUUGCAGACGCUUCACAUGGACGUGUGGGGCCCAGCCCGCGUCCGUGGACAGGGUCAGGAGCGCUACUUCCUGCUCGUUGUUGACGACUACUCGCGUUACGCCACGGUCUUCCCCUUGCGCAGCAAGGGUGAGGUCACUGAGGUGCUGAUCGACUGGAUCCGCGCAGCUCGUCUUCAGCUCAGGCGGAGCUUUGGCUCCGACUUUCCUGUGUUGCGUCUGCACUCGGACAGAGGCGGAGAGUUCUCCUCUGGCCUUCUGCGUGCCUACUGUCGUGCGCGAGGCAUCCGCCAGUCUUUCACGCUUCCGGACUCCCCGCAGCAAAAUGGGAUUGCUGAGCGCCGCAUUGGCAUGGUCAUGGACGUCGCCCGUACGUCCAUGAUGCAUGCGGCUGCCCCCCAUUUUCUGUGGCCGUUCGCGGUCAGGUACGCCGCGCAUCAGAUCAACCUCCACCCCAGGGUCUCCAGGCCGGAGACCUCCCCAGCCCUGCUGUGGACGGGGAAGGUUGGCGAUGCGUCGGCGUUCCGGGUCUGGGGAUCUCGGGCGUUUGUCUGCGACUUGUCUGCGGACAAGCUGUCCCCUCGCGCUGCUCCCUGCGUCUUCCUGGGGCCCCCGACGCCCCUGGGUGGCAGUUCUACCACCCCACCUCUCGACGUGUUCUGUCCUCCCAGGACGUCACGUCCCCCCCCGGUAGACCCCCUCCCCCCUCAGGGUCCUGCCCCUUCAGGUGUGUCCCAGGUAGACGCGGUCGAGCCUGUCGAGGUCACUGGUGACUCUGGUGCUGCUGCGGGAGCUGAGCCUGGGGGUGCGGAGCCUGGGGGUGCUGAGUCUGGGGGUGCUGAGCCUGGGGGUGCUGUGCCUGGGGGUGCUGUGCCGGGGGGUGCGGAGCCUGGGGGUGCGGAGCCUGGGGGUGCUGAGCCUGGAGGUUCCGAGCCUGGGGGUGCUGAGCCUGGGGGUGCUGCGCCUGGGGGUGCUGAGCCAGGGGGUGCUGAGCCUGGGGGUGCUGAGCCUGGGGGUGCUGUGCCUGGGGGUGCUUCGUCUCGCCGUGAGCCACUCUCCCCACAAGAGCUGCGUGAGUGGUUUGCCAGGCGCUGGAGGCGUGCUGCUGGUGCUGGUGGUUCUUCGGCUGCAGAGGGUACUGCUGCCGCGCGUCCCGGAGGUGCUCGUACUGUGGGUGCUGGAGCUGCUGGGUCUGAGGGUUCUCCUGGAGCUGGUGCUGCUGAGGGUGUUGGCGCUGUGCCUGCCGCUGGCGGUCCGACUGACAGUGCUCCUGGUGCUGCUGCUGGAGGUUCUGGUGCUGCUGGAGGUGCUACUGUAGUGGGUGCUCCUGCUGGCGGUACUGGUGCUGUUCCUGCUGUUUCAAGCGUCGCCGCGCGGCCCCGACCGUACUUCGUUCCGCUCCUGAAGCAGGUUCUUGGUCUUACACCUCCUCCUCCCUUAGAGGGUCCGCAGCCUUUCCGGUCACAGCCACAGCUACAGCCUGCCUCCCCUUUGCCUGCUCCUUCUCCCUACGCUGGUCCGACUGGAGGUCUUACUGAGCGUCGUGAGCCUGCGUCUCGUCCUGCGUCGCCUGUUCGUACUGAGCGCGCUAGUGGUCGCGGGUCGCGUCAGCGUCCUCCUCCUGUCCCUGGCACGCACCGGAUGUCACUGCGUCCGUCCACUGCUCCUCUACGUGCCCCUUUGCCUUCUCCUCCUGCUUCCUCUCUUCCUAUUCUUGCCGACCCGGAGUCGGACUCUCUUCGUGCUGCCAGUCCUACUGUCACGCGUCUUCUUGCUACAGCUGUCACUGACCCUUCCUUCGAGUCGUCUGCUGCUUCUGCCCUUGUCACUGAGCUUGUCGACUUUGCUGCACGCUGUCGUCUAGACUACGCUGCCAGUCUUGUCGCUGAGUCUGAGUCUGCCUGUCCUCCGUCCGUCGGGGGUGAGUGUGCCCUCGGCACGGACGUCCUUGAGGACAGGCAGGAGGAGUUCCAGUGUCUGGCAGCCGCUUCACCUCAUCUCGCGUCUGUACUGCUAGCCCCUGAGGGAGACCCGGAUGCACCAGACAUCCCGACUCCGCGCUCUUACGCGGAGGCGAUAGAGGGUCCCUACUCCUCUCAGUGGCAGGCAGCUAUGGAUGCAGAGAUGGCUUCCUGGAAGUCCACAGGCACCUACGUCGACGCUGUUCCCCCUCCUGGGGCGAACAUCGUCAGUGGCAUGUGGAUUUUCAGGGUGAAGCGGCCGCCGGGUUCACCGCCUGUCUUCAAGGCGCGUUACGUGGCUCGUGGCUUCAGUCAGCGGCAGGGGGUUGACUACUUUCAGACCUUCUCCCCCACCCCGAAGAUGACCACUCUUCGGGUUCUGCUGCACGUUGCUGCUCACCGUGACUACGAGCUGCACUCUCUCGACUUCAGCACAGCUUUGUUGCAGGGCAGUCUGCACGAGGAGAUCUGGCUACGUCGCCCACCUGGCUUCACUGGGUCUUUCCCUCCUGGUACCCAGUGGAGUCUCCGGCGUCCAGUCUACGGUCUCCGCCAGGCGCCUCGUGAGUGGCACGACACACUGAGGACUACGCUCGCGGCACUUGGGUUUGCUCCGUCUACUGCCGACCCGUCGCUGUUUCUGCGCACCGACACCUCUUUGCCGCCGUUCUACAUCCUCGUGUACGUCGACGACUUGGUCUUUGCCACAGCUGACACUGCUGGACUCGCCUACGUGAAGUCCGAGCUGCAGAAGAGACACACGUGCACUGACCUGGGUGAACUGCGUAGCUACCUUGGCUUGCAGAUCACCCGGGACAGAGCGCGCCGCACCAUUACCCUGACUCAGUCACACAUGGUGCAGCAGGUCCUUCAGCGCUUCGGCUUCACGUACUCCUCGCCUCAGGCCACUCCUCUGCCUACUCGCCACUCACUCUUAGCUCUGCCUUCGGAUGAGUCCGUAGAGUCGAGUGGCCCGUUUGCAGAGCUUGUUGGCUGCCUCAUGUACCUGAUGACCUGCACACGUCCUGACCUUGCAUACCCUCUUAGCAUUCUCGCACGCUAUGUUGCUCCUGGGAGACACCGACCAGAGCACAUGGCUGCAGCGAAGAGGGUGUUGCGCUACUUGUGCAGCACGUGGGGCAUGGGGCUAGUGCUUGGAGGGCGCAGUCCAGUGGUCCUCACUGGGCACGCAGACGCUUCUUGGGCUGACGACCAGGCUACGCAGCGGUCGUCAUAG